GCGAAACGAAGUGAGAAUGGGCAACGAGGCGAGCACGGUCCAUGCCGAUGGCGCAGCGACGGACCUUCCGGCGAGCCAGCGCGCCAUGAACAUCCUCAAGAUGAUCGAGUUUUCCAAGGACCCGCGGGCGGGCAUGCUCGAGUCGCGCGACCAAUACGGGGACCUCUUUCUCCUCGAGAGCCAUCUCGUGAGCGAGAAGAUCGCUGGAUUCUGCGGCCCCGAGCUCCUCGCGGCUUUUGACGACAAGCUGCGAGACGGCAGCAUCGUGCGCGAAGGGGCGUUCCCGCCCGGAAUUGUCGCGCUCCUAGGGGCCAUCAUGCCGACCAUCGAUGGCGAGGAGCACCACGCGCGCAAGGCUGCAGCCCUCGAAGCUUUCACGCCCGCACGUCUCGAUCUCUAUGCGCCGCUCGUUCGCGAGAUUGUCCAGGCCGAACACGCAUCAUGGGCAGCGCGAGGCGGUGCCAUCUCGCUUGCGUGCCUCACCCGCGAAAUGGUCUUUCGCAUUUUCCUCAAGGUGCUGUAUGGCGUCGAGCGGCACGACGCCAACAAGUUUCGUAAGCGCCCUGACCCACACGGCGUCAGCUGCCGAACGCAGAUCCUCGACGAGCUCAUUCGGCCGGCGAUCGCCGACGCCCGGGCCCGCGCUGCCACCAAGACUCCUGCCCCAAGCGUCAUCGACUGUCUCGUGACCAAUGGCAAGAUGGCGUCUGACGUACUCGAGACGGAAGCCUUCCAUUUCCUAUUUGCCGGCUUUGGCGGCGUCGCGUGCCUUGCGACCAACAUUCUCACCGCCGUCGCAACCCACCCGAGCGCUCGAAAGGACCUUCUCGACGCGCGGGCCGAGUAUGUCACCAAGUACGACGGCGAGGCGCGCUGGGCGCAUUUUCACGACCUUGGUUACGUGAACUUGUUCAUUCUCGAAGUCAAGCGCUUCUACGUCGCGGGACCAACUGCCGUCUUUGGCCGCGCGAAGACGGACCUCGAAAUACCGACCAAAAAUGGGGUUUACAAGCUGCCAAAAGGGUGUCUUGCGGCGGCGGGUCUUGAAGCUACGAACCGUCACCCAGACGUCUGGACGGACCCAAACCUCUUUAAUCCCAACCGGUUUCGAGACCUCGGGCACGUCCGCACCACCAAGCCGCACGCGUUUUGCCCGCAUGCAUUUGGCGCGUUGUCGCACCGUCGCUGCGCUGGCGAAGACCUCACGACGCUCAUUCUGCAGUCGACAAUCGUUUCGCUCUUCGACUUUGUGUGGCAAAUGGUGCCCAACCAGGACUACAAGCUCGCGGUCGGUGUCUCGACACCGACACCAGUUGGUCAACUCAUGGCGGUGGGGUUUCACCGGCGCACCGACGACGCCGCCGAGAUCAUUGGGACUGUGGGUUCCAACGCCGACUGGAAGUUUCUCAACCUCCCCGAGUCCAAAGAGCUUGCACUCUGGGAUCGCCCGUACGCCAACCAGAUCCUGAGCAUCCCACAGCACCAGAAGACGCUGCCCAAAAUCACCUUGAUCCAGACCCACAUUGAGAUCGCGACGGAGGACGAGGACUGGCCGAGCCAGCCGUGGAUCGAGAUCCAGCAGUCCAACUUCCUCCGUGACUACGCGCCGUUUGUCGACAACUUUGAGCUCACGUGGCUGCCUGGCGAGGAUAUGGAGCGCUACGUCAUGAGCAAGGUCGGCCACAUGUGGCCCCGCGUCAACGUCCACUGGAACGACCGGUACUCAGACCGCGCGCUCGAGCUCUUGGCUUUCAACGGCUUUGGCCAGCAUCUCCUCAUGAAGCUUCCGGAAGCACACGACGACGGCUCGUACUACGGUAUUUGUCUCGGUUUUGUGAAGGGCCUCGAGGUUCGCCCUGGGUACGCCAAGUAUGGCGCGGACGUGUACUUUACUGCCAAGGGCAAUGUCACCAAGAUCGUCCGCGGCGACAUCACUAGUCGCCCAGGCGACGCGGGGUGGGAGUACGCUAAGCUCUGCUUCCGUGGCAGUCUCCAGACCAAGGUCACGGCCGUCGACCAUCUUCUUGGUAUCCACGCGACGGUGGCCAACAUCAUGGUCAUCGCCAACCGCGAGAAACUGCCGCCAACGCACCCGCUCCGCCGGUUGAUCAAGCCAUUCACGUUCCGCUCCGUGGCCAUUAACUACGGCGCGGGUCGGGCGCUCUUUUGGCCCAAGGGCAUGCUUCAGCGUGCCUACGCGCUCACGGACAAGGGCAUGAAACAGACGUGGGAUUUCGGUCUUGCCAACUUCAAGUACGAGACAUUCCCGGAGCACAAGGCGCGUCAGAACAUUGACACGACGACGCUGCCGUUCCACGAGGACGGUAUGGACUACUGGCAGAUCUGCCGAUCGUUCGUCAGCAACUACGUCGACCUCUACUUCAAGAGCGAGGACGCGCUUCAGAAUGACACGGAUAACCUCAAGGACUUUGUCGCCCACUUCAUUUUCCUUGUCUCGUCGAUGCACAACCACCUCGGCACGAUCGCCGAGUACGUCUCGGACCCGGCUUUUUGUCCCUCGGCGUGGGUCGAAGGCGAGCUCGCGGGUCGACCCGGCACGGGUGUCCGUCUCGCGCUCAUCAUGACGGCGACGGGCUUUGCGCAGCCCGCAAUCACGGAAGACUUUUCGCACAUCAUGCUCGACGACGCUGGCAAGGCCGUCUGCCAAGCGUUUACGGCCGCAGUCACUGCGCAGAUCGCAGUUGUCGACGCUCGCAAUGCCACGCGCGUCCAGCCGUACCAGUCGUUCAACCCCAAGACGAUGGAGAUGGCCGUGACUGUCGCGGUGGACGCGACCGGAAGCAGCAAAAGGCGCUAA
Molecule: messenger RNA, 2818 nt
Organism: Saprolegnia parasitica CBS 223.65
Lineage: Eukaryota; Oomycota; Saprolegniomycetes; Saprolegniales; Saprolegniaceae
Exons: 5
Coding region: 17-2818 (933 amino acids)
Biological process (GO): sterol metabolic process
Molecular function (GO): oxidoreductase activity, acting on paired donors, with incorporation or reduction of molecular oxygen; monooxygenase activity; heme binding
Source: RefSeq, a predicted model, not a curated record